AUGGGCUUGUUUCUUAAUCUAAGGUCAAAUAUAAAAGAAAAAUCCAUGGACAAUGGACUAAGCUUGCCCAUUUCAAGGAACGGUAGCUCGAAUAAAAGCAGGAACAAACGUUCACAUCAUGACUCCAAGUCAUUGAAGGGGAAAUACAUGUACCAGCCGCGGUCUACGUCGUCCAAAUUUCAGCUUACAGUGAACGUCAUAUCUCUUAUUAUUAUCACUGUUUUGUCAUUGUAUCUGGUGAUUUUAUUUCUUUCAGAAAUGAGAUUGGGUUUAUCUAUACAAAACGGGAACACACUAUUGGGUUCAGAGAAUUACAAGACGAUAGAUCUGGAAGAUGAAGAAUAUUAUAACUACGAUUUUGAGGAUAUUGACCCAGAGGUGGUUUCGAAAUUUGAUGAUGGUGUGCAGCAUUAUCUAAUAUCCCAAUUCGGUUCAGAGACUUUGACCCCCGAGGAUGGCGAAAAGUACCAAGAGGAAAUGAGCAUGCUUUUGGAUUCUACCGUGGAGAAAUACGACUUAACAAAUUUCGAAGGUGCACCAAACGGUCUGGAAACACGUGACCAUAUUCUUUUAUGCAUCCCAUUAAGGAACGCAGCAGAUGUCUUACCUUUAAUGUUCAAGCAUCUGAUGAACUUGACUUACCCACACGAAUUGAUCGAUUUGGCCUUUCUAGUCAGUGAUUGUUCCGAAGGUGACACUACAUUGGACGCAUUAAUAGCAUAUUCGAGACAAUUACAAAACGGUACCCUGUCUCAAAUUUUUCAAGAAAUUGAUGCUGUUAUUGACUCGCAAACUAAAGGUACCGAUAAACUAUACCUCAAAUACAUGGACGAAGAUUACAUCAAUCGUGUUCAUCAGGCAUUUUCACCACCUUUCCAUGAAAAUUAUGAUAAGCCAUUCAGAUCAGUUCAGGUAUUUCAAAAGGAUUUCGGUCAAGUAAUUGGCCAAGGCUUUAGCGAUAGACAUGCUGUGAAAGUUCAAGGUAUAAGAAGAAAAUUAAUGGGAAGAGCAAGAAACUGGUUGACUGCUAAUGCUUUGAAACCAUACCAUUCUUGGGUUUAUUGGAGAGAUGCUGAUGUAGAGCUAUGCCCUGGGUCUGUUAUUCAAGACUUGAUGAGUAAAGAUUAUGAUGUCAUUGUCCCCAAUGUUUGGAGACCGCUACCUACAUUUUUAAAUAGUGAGCAACCAUACGAUUUAAAUUCUUGGAUGGAAUCUGGAGAAGCACUAGAUUUGGCAAAAACACUUGACGAAGACGAUGUCAUUGUGGAAGGUUAUGCAGAAUAUCCAACAUGGAGAGUUCAUUUGGCUUACAUCAGAGAUGCAGGAGGUGAUCCAAAUGAAGUGGUCGAUUUGGACGGUGUCGGGGGUGUUUCAAUCCUAGCGAAGGCUAAAAUAUUCAGAAAUGGUGUACAGUUCCCCGCAUUCACCUUUGAAAAUCACGCUGAAACAGAAGCAUUUGGUAAAAUGGCAAAAAAAAUGGGGUAUAGAGUCGGUGGCUUACCGCAUUAUACUAUCUGGCAUAUUUAUGAACCAAGUGACGACGAUUUGAAGGAAAUCGCCACAAGGGAAAGGGAGAAGAGAAGACAAUCAUAG
Molecule: messenger RNA, 1593 nt
Organism: Saccharomyces eubayanus
Lineage: Eukaryota; Fungi; Ascomycota; Saccharomycetes; Saccharomycetales; Saccharomycetaceae
Gene: VAN1
Product: Van1p
Exons: 1
Coding region: 1-1593 (530 amino acids)
Biological process (GO): cell wall mannoprotein biosynthetic process; protein N-linked glycosylation
Cellular component (GO): mannan polymerase complex
Molecular function (GO): alpha-1,6-mannosyltransferase activity
Source: RefSeq, a predicted model, not a curated record